Messenger RNA from Theileria orientalis strain Shintoku, 1218 nucleotides. RefSeq lists its product as hypothetical. The record is from RefSeq and is a predicted model, not a curated record. Lineage: Eukaryota; Apicomplexa; Aconoidasida; Piroplasmida; Theileriidae. The coding region runs from base 1 to 1218 and encodes 405 amino acids. The transcript is spliced from 11 exons.
AUGACUAACAAAGUUGUAUCAUUUUUACUAAUUUUUACAGUAUUCUUAACAACAUGGAACUAUCACAUUAAUAUAAAUCUUGUCUUUGCCGAAUCGACAAAUUAUGGGAAUGUUUUACUUUUUGAAAAUUUAAUAAAACAUGUGUACAAACUCGGGGAUGAAAUGUAUGAAAAGUCACCUGAAAACAAAAAAUUCUUGAGACAAAUUCUAGAUACGACAUCGCAAACAUUUGAUUCGAAUGGAUAUAAAUGGAUUAUCGAACAAGUAACUAAUCAGAAGUCUAACAAGAGGUUCACGCAGGCCUUGGAUCACCCAAGGUUCGAUAGACCUCACUGUGACAGAGGAGACUGGGUUGACCCUAUAAAUGGAUUUGGGUCGCUGAUAACGUUCCCAGGAGGCCCUUACAGAGGCUCGGGUUUCGAUUUAACUACAUGGUAUACGCUGGGAAACAUGUUUAAAUCGGUCGGAACACCAGCAUCUGCAAACGAGCCUGCGGGAGCGAACAUGGCAUUACAAAUAUUUAACCAAGUAAAGGGACUAAUUCAAACAAUAAUAGCACUGAUCGUGGAUACAGUGCCACCAAUGGUAAUAGGAAACGCAAGCAUAUUCCCGCUGUGCGCAACAGGGGCAGCGCAAGUAGCUCAAACGUUCCCAAUAUGCUUUCCUCAGUGUUUGGCAGUUUUGGUGGCCUGUCCAGGGUUCUGGGUCGAUGACAUCGCGGGAGCCUGCGGGUCGAAUGUUUCGGUACCACUCGUGAAUAAUAUUCUGGUGCAGAUGCCGCCGAUGUGCUCGUUUUCGGCAUUCGUGAACCAUGGGAGGAUACCGCCGCAGUACACGACGUACGAGGCCUCUAAACUAUACCCGGAAUCGUGCCCAAAAUAUGAUGCUAACUUAGAUUUGCCACUGGACCUGUAUAAUAAAAAGGAUAAUUUCCACUCCUCAAUAGCAGAGGCCGCGAAGGAAAAGUUGGCGAAAAUGCCACUAUAUGAAAAACUAAUAAAGUCACUGGAGCUUCAUUAUGCGCCAAAGGCGAAGCCAUGCGACUGUGAAAAGAUGAAGGUUAAAUGCAAACUGCACAUACCGUACCCUGUACAUAUAAAAGCAUCAGAAAAGGUAUCAGAAACGCAUUACGAGAAGCCUGAAUGGGUGAGCGAGGACGAGAGGAGAUGUUGCGCCGAAUGCAAACCGAUUUGGGAGACUAUGUACUCUGUAGGUUGA